Molecule: messenger RNA, 3882 nt
Organism: Mus musculus (house mouse)
Lineage: Eukaryota; Metazoa; Chordata; Mammalia; Rodentia; Muridae
Gene: Acox1
Product: acyl-Coenzyme A oxidase 1, palmitoyl
Exons: 15
Coding region: 441-2222 (593 amino acids)
Biological process (GO): fatty acid beta-oxidation; fatty acid beta-oxidation using acyl-CoA oxidase; fatty acid metabolic process
Cellular component (GO): peroxisome
Molecular function (GO): oxidoreductase activity, acting on the CH-CH group of donors; acyl-CoA oxidase activity; medium-chain fatty acyl-CoA oxidase activity
Source: RefSeq, marked reviewed
GGAGACAGGUUGUCAUCGCUUUGGUGCCUGUCACUUCUGUCGCCACCUCCUCUGCCCCCAGCACUGGUCUCCGUCAUGAAUCCCGAUCUGCGCAAGGAGCGGGCCGCCGCCACCUUCAAUCCAGAGUUAAUCACGCACAUCUUGGAUGGUAGUCCGGAGAACACCCGGCGCCGUCGAGAAAUCGAGAACUUGAUUCUGAACGAUCCAGACUUCCAACAUGAGGACUAUAACUUCCUCACUCGAAGCCAGCGUUACGAGGUGGCUGUUAAGAAGAGUGCCACCAUGGUGAAGAAGAUGAGGGAAUUUGGCAUCGCAGACCCUGAAGAAAUCAUGUGGUUUAAAAAACUACAUAUGGUCAAUUUUGUGGAACCUGUUGGCCUCAAUUACUCCAUGUUUAUCCCUACCUUGCUGAAUCAGGGCACCACUGCUCAGCAGGAGAAAUGGAUGCACCCGUCCCAAGAACUCCAGAUAAUUGGCACCUACGCCCAGACGGAGAUGGGCCACGCUCUGUGCACCGAGGGCAUCCUGAGCCUUUGGACCUUCACUUGGGCAUGUUCCUGCCCACCUUGCUUCACCAGGCCACCGAAGAGCAGCAGGAGCGUUUCUUCAUGCCGGCCUGGAAUCUGGAGAUCACGGGCACUUAUGCGCAGACAGAGAUGGGUCAUGGAACUCAUCUUCGAGGCUUGGAAACCACUGCCACAUAUGACCCCAAGACCCAAGAGUUCAUUCUCAACAGCCCAACUGUGACUUCCAUCAAGUGGUGGCCUGGGGGGCUUGGGAAGACUUCCAAUCAUGCGAUAGUCCUGGCUCAGCUCAUCACUCGAGGGGAGUGCUACGGGUUACAUGCCUUUGUUGUCCCUAUCCGUGAGAUUGGGACCCACAAGCCUCUGCCAGGCAUCACUGUUGGGGAUAUCGGCCCCAAGUUUGGUUAUGAAGAGAUGGAUAAUGGCUACCUGAAGAUGGACAAUUACCGUAUUCCUAGAGAGAACAUGUUGAUGAAAUAUGCCCAGGUGAAGCCUGACGGCACGUAUGUAAAACCUCUGAGUAACAAGCUGACAUAUGGGACCAUGGUUUUCGUAAGGUCCUUCCUCGUGGGAAGUGCAGCUCAGAGUCUGUCCAAGGCAUGCACCAUUGCCAUUCGAUACAGUGCUGUGAGGCGCCAGUCUGAAAUCAAGAGAAGCGAGCCAGAGCCCCAGAUUUUGGAUUUUCAGACGCAGCAGUAUAAACUCUUCCCGCUCCUGGCCACCGCCUAUGCCUUCCACUUUCUCGGAAGAUACAUAAAGGAGACCUACAUGCGGAUUAAUGAGAGCAUUGGCCAAGGCGACCUGAGUGAGCUGCCUGAGCUUCAUGCCCUCACAGCUGGGCUGAAGGCUUUUACUACCUGGACAGCCAAUGCUGGUAUCGAAGAAUGUCGGAUGGCUUGCGGUGGGCACGGCUAUUCUCACAGCAGUGGGAUUCCAAAUAUUUACGUCACGUUUACCCCGGCCUGCACCUUCGAGGGGGAGAACACUGUUAUGAUGCUGCAGACGGCCAGGUUCUUGAUGAAAAUCUAUGACCAGGUUCAGUCGGGGAAGCUGGUGGGUGGUAUGGUGUCGUACUUGAAUGACCUGCCGAGCCAGCGUAUCCAGCCGCAGCAGGUGGCAGUCUGGCCAACUCUGGUGGACAUUAACAGCCUGGACAGCCUGACAGAAGCCUACAAGCUACGUGCAGCCAGAUUGGUAGAAAUUGCUGCAAAAAACCUUCAGGCCCAAGUGAGUCACAGGAAGAGCAAGGAAGUGGCGUGGAACUUGACUUCUGUCGACCUUGUUCGCGCAAGUGAGGCGCACUGCCACUACGUGACCGUUAAGGUCUUUGCAGAUAAACUCCCCAAGAUUCAAGACAGAGCCGUGCAAGCCGUGCUGAGGAACCUGUGUCUCUUAUAUUCUCUCUAUGGGAUCAGCCAGAAAGGAGGGGAUUUUCUUGAGGGGAACAUCAUCACAGGGGCUCAGAUGUCACAGGUAAACAGUCGGAUCCUGGAGCUGCUCACAGUGACUCGCCCCAACGCUGUGGCUUUGGUGGAUGCCUUUGACUUUAAGGAUGUGACCCUUGGCUCUGUUCUCGGCCGCUAUGAUGGCAAUGUGUAUGAAAACUUGUUUGAGUGGGCCAAGAAGUCCCCACUGAACAAGACAGAGGUCCACGAAUCUUACUACAAGCACUUGAAGCCCCUGCAGUCGAAGCUUUGAAGUUUCCCCAGGGACAAGUCUGAGCUCCACAGAGAGGCCGAAUCUCUCCUUGAUUCACUAAUCCUUGUGAAAUCGUCUUCAGACUUGUGUAGCUAUAGAGCAAAUGAUGGGCUGGCCUUUCCCUCUCUAUAAGUAAAGAGAAAUGAGCAGACUUAGAGAUGAAAUGAGAAUCCAGUGUUGUAGGUGCAGUAGUAGCCCAGGCCGACGUAGGACCUCGGGAAGCCACUGCCGCGCUGUGGCCUGGCUGACGUUAUUUGUUCUGCUGCUAAUCUCUGUAGGCCUUGACUCUGGGGGAAUUAACAGAGUUUAACUACUAAAUACUUAGUAAUUUUCACAUUUUCACUGCUAAUCACUGGAUAUAUGUUUUUUAAACAAAGGUGUUCUAUAGAGCUGGACUUUCCAGGCUUUCUUGCCUAGCACUUUCUGAUCUACCACUAAGAGCAGGAGUUUGGGGGCCAGAAACUAAUAGAAACCCAGAUGUGAGUGUGUGGCCCUUACAUAUGCCCCUGCUGCCUGCUGUGUGGGUAUGUCAUUCCUACCAACUGUCACACUAACAUAUCAACAAGAGGAGUCCUUAAACACCCACCCACCAAGAAAGCAGCGCUCCGGGACUAAGCUCCCACUCUGGUCUUCCUGGCAAUGGCAUGCACCCGCCCAUGACCCCACUUCCUGACACAGCUAAGUUGCUUGUCUUUACCUCCAGGCUUUCGGCCGUUGCCUGGACUUCAAUCAUGGUGGCUGACCUUCCCUUUCUUGCUUUGCUUCUCCUCAAAGAGAUAAUAGAGACAAUGACCAGUCUUUCCUCAUAGAUCAAGUAUGGGGAGAGCCCUCAGCUAUGGUAUUCCUGUAUUUUGGUGACUUAUUUAAGUAAAUUUCCUGGGACAAUCCAGAUUUGAAAGAUUCUGUCUUCUUGUUGUCAUAAACUAUUAAAAUGCUUGGUGGUCACCAAAGUAUUUGACAUAAAAAUAAAUAAAUAAAUCAUUCAGGCCACCUUUUACACCAGAAAUCACAGGAAAGCCCUGGGCCCCAGCCAUCUGCUGAGUGUUAGUUGAGAAGAUGGAUCCUAAGCCAGCUGAAGAAUGAGUGCAGGCUGUGGGGAGGUUCUUGCUGAGUAGCUGGCUUUGUGGUAAGCUGCUAGCAGCCUUACAGGGUGGCGAAGCAGCCCCCCUUUGGAUGCAGAGCAGCCUCUACAAUCAUUCUGACCUUAAAGGUAGAGUAUGGACCUUUUGUGGUAUGUGUGUGUAUGCUUUUUUUUAUGUAGUGAUUUUUUUUUUCUUGAGACAGGGCCCAGAGUGGCCUUGACCUCUGAUCCUCAGCCUCCCAGAUGCUGGGGUUACAGGUUUGCGCUGACAUGCCUGGCUAGUUGGAACUCUUUGUUCUUAAAAGCACAGUAGAGAGAUCAUUGUGACCUAUUAAGUCUGUGUCUGUGGCAUUGGCAUCGUGAGAACAGUUCUUUCAGAGCAGUUCUGAGAACACAGUAUUAAUGGAGUGGAAAUGACAUCAAGUCAAAGCCAUCAGAUUUGCUGACACAGUCUUAACCUUUCUCCUGGAAUGACUGAUAAUCCCUGAAGAUUGACAGUAAGCAGCAUGUCACCUGUGGGGUUUCUAUUUGACAGUAAUUCAUAUUCUGGAAAAUAGCCAAUAAAUUUAAAUGACUGGA